AUGGCACGCAAGUCGACAGAGACGCUUGACAAGAAAGAAGCGAAAGACCCAAGUUUUGGGGAUCUCAAAAGAAAACACGAAUCUACCCGAGGAUCUCGAAGAGCUGCUACCAAAAGCAAAUAUUUCCAGCCUGACUCUGAAGAUGACUCUGAAGUAGAGGAAGCCCCUGAAGAUGGAUCGUCUAGUGCUGUAGUGGAAUCUGGGGAUGACUCUGGUGAUGUCUCGUCAGAAGCAUUGUCAGAAGACGAACAGCGACCAAAGAAGCGUAAAGGACCUGCAUUUACAAAGGCGACCGAAACUGCUCCGAGCUCAGGCAGUAAAGGGAAAGAGCUUUGGCGUCAGGGCGUCAACACUGGACUUGCUCCUGGAACCCAAAUCAUCAUCAAGAAGCCAAAGCCUAGAACUCCUGGGAAAACUCCAUACUUGGACAUCACGAUCCAUCCCAAUACGAUGUUGUUCCUGAAGGAUCUCAAAGCGAACAAUGACCGAGAAUGGCUCAAGAUGUACGAUGCGGAUUAUCGCUCGAGCUUGAAAGACUGGAACUCGUUCGUAGAGUCCUUGACCGAGGAACUCACCAAGAUCGACGACACAGUUCCUGAACUUCCUCUCAAGGAUGUGGUCUUUCGCAUUUACAGAGACAUACGAUUCAGUAAAGAUCCUACACCCUACAAGCCAUAUUUCUCCGCCGCCUGGUUAGUUCAUCAUGCGAGCCGAACGGGCCGCAAAGGACCAUAUGCCGCCUACUAUGUUCAGAUUAGUCCGAACGAUAGUUUUGUUGGUGGAGGGUACUGGUCUCCGGACGCGAGAGCUCUGGCGGCCCUCCGCACCACCAUCGACAAGAACCCGCAACGGCUGAAGGACGUAUUGAUGAACGACAAGAUGCGAGCUGAGUUCCUCUCCGGCAGCUCGACGAAGACGGCCGUGAAGUCUUUCGUCAAGACAAACUCAGAGACUGCGCUGAAGACUAAGCCAAAGGGAUACGACGCUGGUCACACAGACAUCGAUCUUCUACGCCUCAGACGCUUUACAGUCGGUACCAAGUUGACUGACGCAGAAGUCCUCGACGCGCAAGUUUUGCGCCGAAUUGCGGAUCUGUUCUCGGCGUUGCACCCGUUUAUCGCUUGUUUGAACCGCAUCGUUCUUCCCGACCCCGGAGAGGAAGAGGAUGACGACGAGGAUGAUGAAGGCGGUGAUGAAGACGGAGAGGCCGAGGACGAACAGGACGGGGAGUCCGGGACAGAAGUCUCUGAUGCCUAG
Messenger RNA from Aureobasidium namibiae CBS 147.97, 1257 nucleotides. RefSeq lists its product as uncharacterized. Bases 1 to 1257 code for a protein of 418 amino acids. The transcript has 8 exons. NCBI's taxonomy places the organism in Eukaryota, Fungi, Ascomycota, Dothideomycetes, Dothideales, Saccotheciaceae. The record is from RefSeq and is a predicted model, not a curated record.